Molecule: messenger RNA, 3704 nt
Organism: Alosa sapidissima (American shad)
Lineage: Eukaryota; Metazoa; Chordata; Actinopteri; Clupeiformes; Clupeidae
Gene: ikbke
Product: inhibitor of nuclear factor kappa B kinase subunit epsilon
Biological process (GO): peptidyl-serine phosphorylation
Cellular component (GO): cytoplasm
Molecular function (GO): protein serine/threonine kinase activity; ATP binding
Source: RefSeq, a predicted model, not a curated record
GACUAAACAAGGAAGUUCCCCAACAAUAGAUUGAAACUUCAGAAUCUCCGAGGAAUUUCCACCCCGUUGUUGUCACUCACGGAUUGCUGUGUCUGCAUGUCGGAUCAUACAAUGAGCCGCGAGAUAAAGGGAGGAAGCCGCCGUUUCCUAUGACAUUACAGCAGAACGAAAGGAAGGACCCCUGAGUACUAACGCAACCUGAGUUGGCGUUGGUGUGAAUUACUGCUGAAGUACCGUCCUGAAGUGAGGUGAGCCGGUCAUCCUCCGUCCGCGAGUCAUGACUGCCAGCACAGCCGGCUACCUCUGGUCCCUGGAGGACAUCUUGGGGCAAGGAGCUACCGCCAGCGUCCACAAAGCCCGGAACAAGAAGACGGGGGAGCUGGUGGCUGUCAAGGUGUUUAACGUGGUCAGCUACAGCCGACCCUACGAGGUCCAGAUGAGAGAGUUCGAGAUGCUGCGCCGCCUCAACCAUGUCAACAUCGUCAAGCUCUUUACCGUCGAGGAGAUGCACAUGAACCCGAAGCAGAAGGUUCUGGUGAUGGAGUACUGUUCAGGAGGCAGUCUGCUGAACCAGCUGGAGGAACCGGAGAACGCCUUCGGCCUGCCCGAAGCAGAGUUCCUCAUCGUGCUGCAAUGUGUGGUCCAUGGGAUGAACCAUCUGCGGCAGAACGGGGUGGUCCACCGUGACAUCAAGCCCGGCAACAUCAUGCGGCAAGUGGGGGAGGAUGGACGCUCCAUCUACAAACUGACCGACUUUGGAGCGGCCCGGGAGCUGGAGGACGACGAGAAGUUCAUGUCCAUCUACGGCACCGAGGAGUACCUGUUGAUCAUCUACUUGAUCUGCACUGUGCAAGCAUACUUUGUGUUAUAUCUCCACACUGAUUGGGUAUUAUAUUCUGCUGUCUGUUCUUAUGUUGUGGGUGUGUGUGUGUAUUGUGUGUGUGUGUGUCUGUCUGUGUGCGCGCGUGUGUGGCGUGCGUGGGUGUGUGUCAGGUAUAAGAUCACGACGGAAAAGCCGACAGGAGCCAUAGCCGGGCUGCAGCGGGUUUUGGACGGGCCCAUUGAGUGGAGCUACCAGCUGCCCCACCAGUGCCAGCUGUCCGAGGGUCUGAAGGGGCAGAUGGUGCCGGUGCUGGCGGGCAUCUUGGAGGCCAAUCAGGACAAGUGUUGGGGCUUCGACCAGUUUCUGGCCGCCACCACGGACAUUCUACACCGCGUCACCGUCCACCUCUUCUCCCUGCAGCAGGCCACCGCACACACCAUCUACAUCCACUUCUACAACACGGCGUCCAUCUUCUGUGAGGAGGUGCAGGCCCAGACGGGGAUGGAGGUGGACCUGCAGAGCUUCCUGUACCAGGGCCACCGCCUGCUCCUGGAGCCAGGCAUGAAGGUGGUCAACCUGCCCCCCACCACCCCCCAGAGACCCCUCUUCCUCUUCGGUCGACGCCCCAACAACACCAGGGAGCCCAGGCACCGAGAACCCGAGUCUCAGGUCAUCCCCACCAGGUUUGAUGUGAUGGCAGACUACAGCUUCAGCAAGACCAUGGUGGGAGUGAUCCAUCAGUACCUGAAACUGACCCGGUCCUUACACAUGACCCGGGAACUGAUGCUGCAGGGCUUCUACAGCUACAUAGAGAGCACGCGCGUGGAUUGUGAGGCGGCCAUCCCAAAGAUCUCCAUCAUCACUGUCAAGCUUCAGAGCUGCCUCAACUUAGAGGACAAGAUCUACAGCCUGAGCCAGUCUCACAGUAACUUCACUGAGUGCUCGGACAACCAAAGGAGGCUAAGACAGGUCCAGGAGAACCUUCCGGUGUACGCUAACGGGAUUCGUGAGUUCCAGAACAAAGUGGAGCACUUACAGGUGGAGCUGGCCAAACACUCAGAGACUCUUGCUGAGGACAAGAAUGUCCAGAAGAUGGAGAUCCUCUUGGGGAAGAUUGUGUGUAUUCACCAGCAGUUUAGGAAGGACCGCUCCAUGGGCAAUCUGAGCUACAACGAUGAGCAGAUCCACAAGUUUGAGAAGAUCAACCUGUCCACUCACAUCAAGAAGGUCAAGUCCCUCUACAGGGACGACUGCAUGAAGAAGCUCCAGGACGUCCUGCUCUCUUCUGACUCCUGGACCAGUGUGCUGUUUGAGAUCCAGAGCCGACUCCAAGACUUCAGCACCUUCUUUAGGCAGCUCAUGGAGGACCUGCAGGUCUGUUACGAGGAACAGAAUAAGUGCCUGGAUGAAGCUCUUCAGCGAGUCCUGCAGAGUGCUUCCGGGUCAGAGGGCACGGGAAAAGACCACAUGAUCCUCAGGAUGAACCGUCUGAAAGAUGAGAUGGAGGUUCUGGCCAGAGAGCUUCAGUCGAAUAACAGGAUAAUUGAGAGUCUGGGAGCAGUGAAUUCUGGGAUAGUGCUACAGCCAGACGCAGCUCAACCCAAAGCUAUGUGAGGAGAGGACACACACACUGACCUCUGUGUGUGAGGAGAAGACACACACACUGACCUCUGUCUGUGGACAUUGGACAAUGGAGAGAAAGAUGGGGAGAGGGAGAGAGGCAAGGGACAGACAGAUGAAAAUGGACCAGACACACCCUAGGGCUGAACUACGAAGCAAGGACACUGGUUAACUACAUGUGGGGUAACUUGUGGAGCAUCCGCUGAUCUCUGAAAGGACACUGAACUGGUUAACAAGGGUAGCUUGUGGAGUAUCCGCUGAUCUCUAAUACAACACUGAACUGAGCAGCUAUCGUGUCGAAGGAGGGAGCUAUCAUACAGUAGCCAGAAAAGUUGUAGGUUCGAUUCCCGGCUGCCAAUUAUGUGCCCUUAAGCCAGGCACUUACAGUAUCCCUGAGUUGCUUCGCGUGACUGGCCCUUGUAAUGGUAGACAUGUGGUCGCUUUGGACCAAAGUGCCAGUGAAAUGAAUAAGUAUGAGUAUAUAUGCAUGUAAGUAUAACUCUGGAGAUCAGCAGUUACUCCUGAAGUUACCUGGGUAAGCCAGGAACCAUGCUUCGUAGUACACCCCUCCUGCAUCAGCAUGGACAACACGCCUAACCGUCCAGCACCGACCCGUGGACUCAGAAGCCCAACAAAGCUAACCUGCCAGUACCAGCUCCAAAGACCAGUGGACGCUGGAGUCGACCCGGUUUUGACCUGGUUCUGAUCCAGAGCCAGGGCCAGGCCGGUUCCACUCUAGACUCAGAAGCUAUCUUAUUGCAGUGGAAUACUCCACACACACACACACACACACACUCUCCUACCUGUUUGUUUAUUUCAUUUUCCAAUGACUUUUUGUACAGUUUUAUGUGCCUUAACUCUCAGAUAGUUGUUCAACACAAGAUGCGGUGCUGCCUUGAGUUCUAAUCUCCAUCGGUCAGCGUUUCCAUGGCGCAGCGUACGCACUCUCUGAGGGGCGCAGUGGGCAUUUAGCUACCAGAGAGUGCAGAUAAUUACUGGGGCGCCUCUAUUAAAGCGUCCUCAGUAAUAUAGAGGCUCCUGAAGCGGCCACUGACGCCGCAUUGAUUCAGGUCUUGACAAAGAGCCGUGCUGGAGCACUCGAGUAAUUGCUUCAUCGACCUCCAGACGGGACAGGCGACGGGCAGAACCCAAAUACAGAGAGGCGAGUGACCAAGGACAGCACUCGCGCUUUGUGCCAGGAGAAUCUUUUUUUUUCCAGAUGUGCCAUAAUGCAGUGUUCUUAAUAAAAUCUGAAAUGUAA